UGGGUGUUGGCCCAGUCCGAGGCCUUGCAGAUCCUGACAGCCCCUUCCAUCCUCCAGAUCAAGACAGUCAUCGACGAGUGCACCCAGAUCAUCUCCCAGAGCCACAGCCCCAAGCCGCCCACAGCUCCCCCCUCUGUGCCUCUUGCCAUCCCCAGGCCACUGGCUGACAAGCCCCAGGAGCAAACCAAGGAGAGCCCAGGCCUUGUCAGCCUCCCAGCCUCCCGGCCUGGCGAGAUGGAGACUCCGGGCCCUGCCCCUCUGGAACCCCCCAAGCUCCUGGGUGCCUUGGAGGUACGCUACAAGCUCCGCGACCUGCUCUCCCAGCAGAGGCCGCUGGGGGAGCCAAGGGAGAGGGCCGCCUCGGAGGGGGAGUUGGCAGCAGCCGGCAGGGGAGGUGGGAGCGGGGGGGCAGGCAGGAAGGACGGGGUGCAGCUGGACUACCCCGCCGUGGAGGGGCAGGAUUUCUUCAGCGGGCAGGACGUCUUCUCCGAGUCCUUCAUCCCGGCCUGGCAGAGCGAUGAGGCUGGUCAGGGGGCAGCCCGGGAGGGCGAGAAGUUCCACUCCGAUUGCAGCCUGGAGGCCUCCAACAUGAGGACGCUGGCUGGAGAUUUCAAGCCAGCCCCGGCCAGCUUCCCGGCGCCCGAGCCCCGGGGCCUGGCGUUCGUCUCCUCCCUGGGCAUCCAGCAGGAGCUGAAGGUGGAGGUGAGUGCCGCUGGGCCCGGCACCACCACCAGCAACUUUCAGUUCCACCUGCCGCAGCCCGGCGUGGCCCAGAGCUUCUACAGCGGCCAGCAGGAGGCCGGAGCUGCCAACCUGGUGCAGCUCAGCCCCAGCGCCAUGGUGACAGGCUCCCUGCACGGCGAGCAGGCCCAGCGCCCGGGGCCUUCCCGCUGCUCCGAUCCCUAGACCUUCAGCUCCCGCAAGAACUACACCAAGCACAUGUUCAUCCACUCAGGGGAGAAGCCCCACCAGUGCAGCAUCUGCUGGCGCUCCUUCUCGCUGCGAGACUACCUGCUCAAGCACAUGGUGACGCACACAGGCGUGCGGGCCUUCCAGUGCUCCGUCUGCUGCAAGCGCUUCACCCAGAAGAGCUCCCUCAACGUCCACAUGCGCACCCACCGCCCUGAGCGCUUCCAGUGCUGCAUCUGCAACAAGUUCUUCUCCCACCGCACCCUGCUGGAGCGCCACGUGGCCACCCACACCGCCUGGAAAGCCGGCGAGCCCGCUGCCACCGCCACCGCCACGGGCGCCUGGAAGGAGAAACCUGACCCGGGCGAGAGUGCCGGCAUGGCUGCCUGGAAAGGGAACCCAGGUGGGGAAGGCCCCGUGGCAGCCUGGAAGGGGGACUCCGGGGCAGAAGGAGUUCUCCCCACCCCGCCCGCAUGGAAAGGAGACCCGGCUGGAGAGGGCACCAUGUCAACACACUCAGCCUAAGAGAGGAGGCCUGGCUGGGGUGGGCCCAGGAAAAACGAUACCAAAGUGGGCCUGGCUUGCCUGGAAAGGGAAGCCCUAAAGUAACCCCCUUGGCUCAGAGAGACACCAGGGAUAGCAGUGGCUUUCCUAAUGCCCCCCCCCAAGCUGGUACGAUGUGCACUCGGAACAGACUGGCAUGGGGGAAGUCUUGUUCUGAUACCGAGGUGAGUUCUUGGUGUGGGCUCAAUUCCCUUCCAAGCCUCCAUAGGGGCUACAUCACCCAUCGGGAGCAGUCCCCUCAGACCAUGCAUUGUCACGGGUUAAAACCGACCUCAACCCUAGCCAUGACCAAAGCGUGUCCGGCUCCCUGGGGAAGUGCUAGAAAGGAAGUCACCACCACAGAGCCCCUUUUUGAGCAGUUCUUCCUCUCUCUCCCGGGCUUUGGAGGUGACUCGGGGUUCUAGCAACUCCCUGGCUACAGCAUCCCUGGCUUGCCAUCCGCAUGCUCCUGCAGUCACCCACGCGUCGAGCAGUCACCCACGCGUCGACUCACCCUCAGUGCCGCAGAGAGGAACUUCCUGGCGUUUACCUGAAGCUGGCCUGGGGAGAGGCCCAAACUACCCCUUUGGUUAUUAACUCUGAAACUUAACAAAGGCCAUUGAAAUGUUGGCAUUGCUAACUGCAGCACUGCCUGCUAGUUUGAGAAGUAACAUCCAGCUAACCUGUUUGUCCCACAAUGCCAAACGAUUCCCCAGUUCUCAAAUCUCCCCGCUUUCUCUCCCCCAUGACCUCCUAAUAACAUGUAAGACAGGGCAGCACCAUCUGUAUAAAGAGCAACGGUGCACAGAAUGUUGAAGGGCACAGCCAAUAACUAUAAAUAACACACUGAUACGACGCUGAGCUGAUGAAAGAAUCGCCGGCUGCUGGUGAAUCCCUCCUUUUGUCUAACAAUACCGCACCCCUAUGUCACACCGGAGAACACUUACAUGGAAAUCGGAGAGUGGGAGUGGAUGGACAUUUUUUAAACCAAUUUUUUUUCAAUGCAAAUGUAGAUUUUUUUUUUUUUUGGAAGCUCCAAAAAGUUUCACAGAUUUAUCAGUUUUCCCAAAUUGUUUUGAGAAAAAAAUGUUUUUUUAAUCUGAAAAAUAAAGUGUCUCAUUCUGACUUUUUGGGGAGGGGGAGGGAAUUCUUUUGGUUUAUCAAUUUGAAAUUUCCAUGAGUUUUGUUUUUUAAAUACAAGCGUUUUUAAAUGCUCAAAAGAAAACAUAUUUUUUGGUUCAAAAUGAUUUGUUUCCCAGUUUCCUUUUAAAAAAAGGUCUUAUGUUUAAAGAUGCUCAAAAUCAAGCCAAAACAUUUUGAUAUUUGUUUGGAAAUGACUUGAUGUUUAGAAAGAUCCUUCCGUUUUACUUUUUACACUAAUCGUUUUGAAAUACUCAAAACCAAAUGUUUCAACUAAAAUAAUGUUACUUCAAUUUGCUGGAAUUUUUCUUUUCCAUUCAACUUGAAAUUAGGAAUAAAAAAAAAUUGCAAGCCCCUUUCUUUGCCCUGCAAGAUUAAAAGAGUCGCUUACUUCCAA
Pelodiscus sinensis (Chinese soft-shelled turtle) is the source of this 2989-nucleotide messenger RNA. The record is from RefSeq and is a predicted model, not a curated record. NCBI's taxonomy places the organism in Eukaryota, Metazoa, Chordata, Testudines, Trionychidae.